This is a messenger RNA of Carlito syrichta (Philippine tarsier), 471 nucleotides long. RefSeq names its product speedy protein C-like. Lineage: Eukaryota; Metazoa; Chordata; Mammalia; Primates; Tarsiidae. Gene Ontology annotation, molecular function: protein kinase binding. The record is from RefSeq and is a predicted model, not a curated record. Gene Ontology annotation, biological process: positive regulation of cyclin-dependent protein serine/threonine kinase activity.
GAAUUCCUCUCCAAAGACCCCUGUUUCCGGAUUUCAGAUAAGUAUCUCCUGGUUAUGGUGCUGGUCUACUUCCAGCUUGCCAACCUGAAACUUAGCGAGUAUAGCCACAGCAACCUGUUCCUGGCACUGUACCUUGCAAACGACAUGGAGGAGGAUCUGGAGGGCCAAAUCUUUCCAUGGGCCCUGGGGAAAGAUUGGUGUUUACGGGUGGGGAGGUUUCUGCACCAGAGGGACCUGCUGUGGGCACGCAUGGGCUUCCGAGCCGUCGUGAGUCGCCAGUGCUGUGAAGAGGUCAUGGCAAAGGAACCCUUCCACUGGGCCUGGGCCCGGGAGCGGCGCGCCCACCAUGGCGGGGUUCAGAAAGGCUGUCCUCAGGUCCCUGCCUGCCUUCCCCUGGGCCCCGGCCUCUCACCACCCCACUGUUCCCUCUGUGGCUUGUCCCAGCACCCCAGCCACCACCGCCCUAAGCCU